Hyposmocoma kahamanoa is the source of this 2151-nucleotide messenger RNA. RefSeq names its product tetratricopeptide repeat protein 25-like. NCBI's taxonomy places the organism in Eukaryota, Metazoa, Arthropoda, Insecta, Lepidoptera, Cosmopterigidae. The transcript has a single exon. The record is from RefSeq and is a predicted model, not a curated record. The coding region runs from base 123 to 1904 and encodes 593 amino acids. Gene Ontology annotation, molecular function: protein binding.
GGAGUUCUAGAUGGGUUAUCUUUUUGAAGAUUUUGCUUUUGAUGCAUGUAAUUUCGUGAAGUUAUUUUAUGUUUAGAUAAAAUAUCUACAUUAAUUUGUUUAUAAAAUUUAUUAUUAUAAAAAUGGAGCCAAAACCUAUUUUUUCUGCUCUUACCGUUUACCGAGAGCGAGGUGCAUUCCUAAGACGUCUCGAGCAAUUUCAAAAAGCAAAAUGUGCUUACGACACAGCGUUCAAAACCAAUCCAGAAAACGUGUUGCUGUUGGUUGGUCGUAGUAAGGUAUGCUCGGACGCCGUCCAGCCGAUCCAGGCAUACGACGACGCCGAGCUGGCGCUCAAACUGGAACCAAACAAUAUGGUCGCCCAACAUAUGCAGGCACUCGCCAUGUUCACAAUUGGUGAUUUCGAACGCUCGCUGGUAAUGAAUUAUCGCGGUGUGCGCCACCGACAGAAGCCGCCGUACUUCCACGAAGGUAUCAACCAGGGAAUCGAAACGCUUCAGGACUGUGUUGGGAAAAAUGCGGGCAAUGUUUUAAUAGACUUCCUGCCACUUAUUAAGGACAAUCAAACUGUAAGUUUUGACAUGUAUGAACCCAUAGUAAUACCCCAUAAAUCCCGCAUUCCUCGACCUGAAGCCAUAAACAAGUUAACGCAACUAGAAAUUAGGAAACAUGAACAAUUAGAAAGAGUUUUGGCUAUGAAAUACCUGGGACAAAUGGCUUAUGAUAAAUUUUAUCUCCAAGCUUUACGUGAUCAUCCCGUAGUGAUGUCAGCUAAUGCGGCAGGCAGUCGAGAUAUAAAAAACAUUAUCAUUGAAACAAUACACACGCUAAGUGAACGGCAAGAAAUGCUAAGGUGCCAACGUCCGUACUACUCAAUAAAAUUAGCUGAAAAGUCAAAAUCUCAACAUCAGGAUAUGUUCCAGAAGAAAUUAUUAGAAAAUGAAAGGAUAACCGGCGCACGUACAGCUGAUUUAUAUUUAAAACAAAUGGACAAUUGUUGGCGAACGAAUAACCUAGCGCUUUUAAUAGCAAAAGCGGAACGUAUGCAGCUAUUUCUUGAUGGCAAAACUCCUCAUACACUGCCAGACAAGGAACUGUACACAGAUCGACUGUACAGAACAAUAGGGGAAGGCUACCUCUUGCAAUACAGACUCUCAUACAAUAUGAGCGAUCGUGGCAAUAAACGUCGCGUUUUCUACCUUAUGGGCCUGCCUGUGAGUCGUCCUUCCUCUUACGAUUCCGUAAUAAUGAAUUACCCGCAUAAAUAUCUGUCUUCGAAAUUAGCUUUAGAGAAGUACAUGAAUACUUUAGAAAAAUGUGAGAAUACCAUGAUGAGAUGUUGGUUAAUGUAUGAGGUAGCACGUCUUCUUGCUAUACAGAAGAACUACGCCCUUUCAAAAUAUUACGCAAAAUUAUGCCAGCGUGAGGCAACAGAGAUAAACAAUGCGACUUGGUGGCUAAACGGGUGCUUUGUGCUUUUAAGCGGGGAUAUGCAACAGGGUAAUGUAAAUGAGGUACGCAACCAAGUAGAAGAAGCUUAUGAGUGGACGAAAUUAUUGCAAUCUGGAGAAAGAAUACAAGCCUUCCUCGGUAAGUGUGCAGCGAUGGCAGAAGAGGCACUCAUUGGCGAUGAGCGCAAGGCAAUAGUGCAACGUGAGAAGGACAUUAUGAGGGUGCUGGAUGCUAAUCUCAAAGUGGAAACCGAGGUGCUUUUCAAACGCUUAGCAACAGUGCCCGUCGGUAGACGAUUUUCUGUCCUGCCGGGCAAAAUUAGGUUUGGCUUUCAUCAAACGGAGAGACGCAAGCGUCGUCAAAAAGGACUCUCGAUCAUUCCGGGUCAGCCACAAACAUUACCAAAGCCUCCAAUUUCUGAUACUCUUGGUCUGCAAAUUUUCGAGUCAUAACAACAUUUUACACCACCAAGAUUCAUGUAUGGUUUAUGUGUAUAUUACAGACGUAGUCUGUUUUGUACCCUUGAAUGUUUGCACGACAUGGAAAAAUGAUUUGUUUAUUCUCUCUUUCUUAGAAAUUAAUUAAUUACGAUUUAGGUAUCUAUGGUAAUAAUCAAUUAGAAUAUUCUCAUAAUAUGCUGUAGCGUUGUGUACAUGUCUUGCUCGAUUAUACUUAACAUUUAAUAAAAUGGAAUAAACC